AGCAUGGUGCGGCGUGUGGCGGUGGUGGGCGCAGGCGCCAGCGGGCUGGCAGCCACCAAGAGCUGCCUGGACGAGGGGCUGGAGGCCACCUGCUUCGAGCAGAGCGAGGACAUCGGGGGGCUCUGGCGCUACACGGACCAGGCAGAGGAAGGCAGAGCCAGCAUCUACCGCACCGUCUUCACCAACUCCUGCAAAGAGAUGAUGUGUUACCCCGACUUCCCCUUCCCCGACAACCACCCCAACUACAUUCACAACGCUAGGCUCCAGCAGUACAUCCGCAAGUACGCCGAGCACUUUGACCUGCUCCAGCACAUACGGCUCAAGACCCUGGUCACCAAGAUUAAAAAACGCCCCGACUUUUCUGUGACGGGGCAAUGGGAGGUGGUGACCAAGAGAGAUGGGAAGGAAGAGACGACGGUUUUUGAUGCUGUUAUGGUUUGCUCUGGGCAUCACGUCUACCCAAACCUCCCCAUUGCCGACUUCCCAGGAAUACAGAAGUUCAAAGGCCACUACUUCCACAGCCGAGAGUACAAGGAGCCAGAGAAGUUCAGAGGGAAGAAGGUUCUGGUGAUAGGCUUGGGCAACUCUGGCUCGGACAUUGCUGUGGAGCUCAGCGCCGUGGCAUCGCAGGUCUACUUGAGCUCACGAAGCGGAUCCUGGGUGAUGAGCCGCGUCUGGGAAAAAGGCUACCCCUGGGACAUGCUGCUUGUCACGCGUUUCCGGGCCUGGCUGGAGAGCAUCCUCCCCACGGCGCUCAGCGACUGGCUCUAUGUGAGGACCAUGAACCGCUUCAAGCACGAGAACUUUGGCCUCAUGCCACUGAACAGAGCUUCCCGCAAGGAGCCGGUGUUCAACGACGAACUCCCGAGCCGCAUUGCCUGUGGCGUGGUGGUGAUAAAGCCAAAUGUAAAGGAGUUCAGAGAGACGUCCGUCCUGUUCCAGGAUGGGACUGUGCAGGAUGAUGUCGAUGUGGUCAUCUUUGCCACUGGUUACACUCAUGCCUAUCCUUUCAUGGAGGAUGAAUCCAUCAUCAAAAACAGGGACAAUGAGGUCACCCUCUACAAAGGCAUCCUCCCUCCUCACUUGGAGAAGCCAACCAUGGCAGUCAUUGGGCUCAUCCUGUCCCUCGGACCCAUCAUCCCAACAGCAGACCUCCAGAGCCGCUGGGCAGUCAAGGUGUUUCAGGGGCAGUGCAAGCUCCCCCCAGCCAGCGAGAUGAUGGAUGAUAUUGAUGAGAAGACGAGGAAGAAGGUUGCGUGCUUCGGGAACAGCACCACACUGCAGAUGGAUUAUAUCACCUACAUGGACGAGCUGGCCUCGGCCAUCGGCGUGAAGCCCAACAUGCCGAAGCUGCUGCUGACGGACCCGCGCCUGGCCUUGGAGAUCUUCUUCGGCCCCUGCACCCCUUACCAGUUUCGGCUGACGGGCCCAGGGAAGUGGAGCGGGGCCAGAGAUGCCAUCCUCACCCAGUGGGACCGGACGCUGCAGGCCACCCCUGAUGCCCCUACCGCCUUCCCCUGCCUGGCCGUGCUGGGGAUGCUCUUCCUCCCGCUGCUCCUCCUCCUCACCAUCCUGUACUGCUAG
Pterocles gutturalis (yellow-throated sandgrouse) is the source of this 1584-nucleotide messenger RNA. RefSeq names its product dimethylaniline monooxygenase [N-oxide-forming] 3-like. The record is from RefSeq and is a predicted model, not a curated record. Gene Ontology annotation, molecular function: flavin adenine dinucleotide binding; N,N-dimethylaniline monooxygenase activity; NADP binding. Lineage: Eukaryota; Metazoa; Chordata; Aves; Pterocliformes; Pteroclidae.